AUGAUCACAAUUGAUGGCAAACAAAUAAAAUUACAAAUAUGGGAUACGGCUGGACAAGAAAGUUUUCGUUCAAUAACUCGUUCUUAUUAUCGUGGUGCAGCUGGCGCUCUGCUCGUUUAUGAUAUAACUCAACGACAUACAUUUAAUCAUUUAACCAGUUGGCUUGAAGAUGCAAGACAACAUUCAACCUCUAAUAUGGUUAUUAUGCUUAUUGGAAAUAAAUGUGAUUUAUCUGCACGACGUGAAGUACAAAAAGAAGAAGGUGAAGCAUUUGCACGUGAACAUGGUUUGAUUUUUAUGGAAACAUCAGCUAAAACAGCAGCGAAUGUUGAAGAGGCAUUUAUUAAUACUGCUCGUGAGAUUUAUACAAAAAUUCAAGAAGGUGUUUUUGAUCCAACAAAUGAAGUCACCGGUAUUAAAAUUGGCCCACAAGGCAGUAAUUCAAGUGGACCUUCUACUCGUCCGAAUCCAAGUGCAAAUACCAGCAGUGGAUGUUGUUAG
Molecule: messenger RNA, 501 nt
Organism: Rotaria sp. Silwood2
Lineage: Eukaryota; Metazoa; Rotifera; Eurotatoria; Philodinida; Philodinidae
Source: the annotation of a GenBank genome assembly